AGGAAGCCGGAAACGAAAGGGAAGCUGGGCGGCGAGGGAGAGCAGAGCGGGCUUCGGGGCAGGGGAGGAGGCCGCCGACCGCGGGGGGCUGCUCGGCUGAAGGAGCCGGAGGAGGUAAAGCCGCGCGCCUUCUCUUGGCCCGUCAGGGCGGCAUAAAGAUUUUACUAUUUGGGAGCAAAUAUGCAGAGCACAUCAAAUUAUCUGUGGCUUCUAUCAGACAUCCUGGGACAAGGAGCUACUGCAAAUGUUUUUCGUGGACGACACAAGAAAACUGGAGACUUGUAUGCUGUCAAAGUAUUUAAUAACUUCAGCUUCCUUCGUCCGGUGGAUGUUCAGAUGAGGGAAUUUGAAGUGUUAAAGAAACUAAAUCAUAAGAACAUCGUCAAAUUAUUUGCCAUAGAAGAGGAGACAACAUCUAGACAUAAAGUCCUUGUUAUGGAAUUUUGUCCAUGUGGCAGUUUAUACACAGUUUUGGAAGAGCCGUCUAAUGCUUAUGGAUUGCCAGAAACAGAAUUUUUAAUUGUUUUGAGAGAUGUUGUGGCUGGUAUGAACCAUCUUCGAGAAAAUGGAAUAGUACAUCGUGACAUCAAGCCAGGCAAUAUAAUGCGUGUUAUAGGUGAAGAUGGUCAAUCAGUUUAUAAACUGACAGAUUUUGGGGCUGCUAGAGAGUUGGAUGAUGAUGAACAGUUUGUCUCUCUCUAUGGAACAGAAGAAUAUUUGCAUCCUGACAUGUAUGAGCGAGCAGUAUUACGGAAGGACCAUCAAAAGAAGUAUGGAGCAACAGUUGACUUGUGGAGCAUUGGAGUGACCUUUUAUCAUGCUGCAACUGGAAGUCUACCAUUUCGACCUUUUGAAGGUCCACGCAGAAAUAAGGAAGUGAUGUAUAAAAUUAUAACAGGAAAACCUUCUGGUGCAAUAUCUGGAGUACAGAAAGCAGAAAAUGGUCCCAUUGAAUGGAAUUGUGAUAUGCCUAUUUCCUGUAGUCUUUCUAAGGGAUUGCAGGUACUUCUUACACCUGUCCUUGCAAAUAUUCUUGAAGCAGAUCAAGAAAAAUGUUGGGGAUUUGAUCAGUUUUUUGCAGAGACAAGUGACAUACUGCAUCGGAUAAUUAUUCAUGUCUUCUCUCUUCAACAAAUGACUGCACACAAAAUUUAUAUUCACAAUCAUAAUAAUGCUACCAUAUUUAAUGAACUUGUCUACAAACAAACAAAAAUACCUUCACACAAUCAAGAAUUGAUAUAUGAAGGACGGCGUUUAGUGCUGGAACCUAACAGACUGGCACAAGCUUUCCCUAAAACCACAGAGGAAAAUCCUAUAAUUGUAGAAACCAGAGAAGCUGUAAACGUCAUAGGAUUACUCUAUGAAGAAAUUUUGCUUCCUAAGGUUCAUCAACGUUAUGACUUGGAUAGCGAUGUAAGUAUGGCAAAAGCAGUAACAGGGGUUGUAUGUUACGCCUGUAGAAUUGCCCGAGCCUUACUGCUUUAUCAAGAGCUCCUGCGAAAAGGAAUCAGGUGGCUAAUUGAGCUCAUCAAAGAAGAAUACAAUGAAACAUUUCACAAAAAGACAGAGGUUGUUAUCAAGCUGGACUGUUGCAAUAGAAAUACAGAAAAAGCUAUGAAAAUAUACCAAAAUCUGGCACCAUCAGAAGUGGAUGCGAUCUCAGAUAUACACACAAAACUCUUACGGCUUUCUAGUUCUCAGGGAACAAUAGAGACUACUCUUCAGGAUAUCAAAAACAAACUUUCUCCUAGUGGUUUACUAUCUGAUAGCUGGACCAACCAUGAUGGCACACAUCCAAAAGAUAGAAACCCAGAAAGGUUGCAAGUCCUAUUGACUUCCAUAACAGAUAUUUAUUAUCAAUUCAAAAAAGACAAAGCAGAAAGAAGACUUCCUUAUAACGAAGAACAAAUUCACAAAUUUGACAAGCAAAAACUAUUUUUGCAUGCCACAAAAGCUAUGACUCUGUUCAAGGAUGAAUGUGUCAACAAAUAUGAAACCUUCUUAGACAAGGCAGAGGAUUGGAUGAGAAAGAUGCUUCUUCUAAGGAAACAGUUACUAGCUCUUAGAAAACUAUGCUUUGAUAUUGAAGAAGAAGUGUCCAAAUACCAGGACUAUAUAAAUGAGUUAGAUGAAAUAUUGCCCCAUAAGAUGUUUGCUGCUUCCAGUGGGAUCAAACAUACAUUUAAUCCAGUUUAUCCAAGUUCAAACACCUUGGUGGAAAUGACUCUUGGUAUGAAGAAACUGAAAGAAGAAAUGGAAGGUGUUGUUAAAGAACUAGCUGAAAAUAAUCAUCUUUUAGAAAGGUUUGGUGCUUUGACAAUGGAUGGUGGCCCACGAAAUGUAGAUUGUAUGUAGCUAUAUAUUUACCAUUAUAGCUUUAUUGACUUUGCACAGCAAGAACAUUUAUAUGCAAAAAGAAUAUUCUCUUUUUGCAUUUCCCUCAGUAUUUAACAGAAAUAUGUAAAUAUGUAUAUACUGUAAAUAUGUAGACUUUAAUUUUUGGUAAUGUUAAAAGUAGUUUUAACAUUUUCCAUAACAUCAAGAUUUUUCCCUGUAUAAAUAUGUGUAGCAGCAUAUUGUGGUGAUUCUGAGUACACUGACAUAAUUUUCAAAGUUCUUACUUCAUUUUUGUAAGUGUUACCGGAAAAAUUGUGGCCUUUUGAACUAUCAUGUUCUUUAAAAAAUGAUGAAAGUUUCCUUUGAAUAAUCUCAAUAAAAUCUUAAUAUGAUAAUCUAGAAUUUCCCAUUUUAUUGUGAAUAUACAUUUGUCAGAAAUAUUUGACAGAAAUAUUUUUGGAUUUUUAAAUCAUUCCCAUUCUAGAUGUGUUGAUAUUUAAUUAAAAUUGAAAUUUUUCUAAUUGGCACUUAGAGCUAAAUUCAGCCUUCAUUUGCUAAAUUGCUAAUUUGCUAAAUCGCAAGUGAAUUGCAAACUUGAAACCCUUUAAAAUUAUUUUCUUUAAAACAACACUAUUUCAAAUUCAGUGAAUCAUGAUAAUUUUUAUUGUUAAAAAGGUUGUAUGUGGUUUUAAAUAUAAUUUUAAAUCCUAGCCCUAACAUUAUAAUAUGCAGAUUCAUAAUAAACAACUUUGGUACAGAGAAUAUAUUGAUUCCGAUCAUUCAAACAUUCUAAUAAAAUAUUAGAAAAUUGUUUCCUUUUUUAUUAUAGUCAUACAGGUAAACUUAUAAUGACAAUUGAGUAUAGAAUUUUAGUUAUAAGUUAUUGCAGUCAUAGGUCUAACAACCAGAUUCAAUUUUUAUGUCUUUAUGAUGAUUGUUAAAUGAAACACUGCGAUCAUUAAGUAAGUGGUGCAGUUGUUAAGUGAAUGAUUUGGUUGUAAAUCUAAAUCCAAUUUAUCAAAAACCAUCACAAAACUUAUUCAUGUGACUGCAGGAUGCUGAAACUGGUUGUCAAUGCUCCUGAUCAUGUGACUAAGAGUGGUGGGGCAGUUAUAACUUCAAGGACAGAUUACAAGUAACUGUUUUCAAGUUCAUUAUAACUUAACAGUUGUUAAGCAACUGGUUGUAAGUCAAGAACUACCUGUAUUAAGAUUUCAUCAGCUUAAAUAAAACAGAAGUUACAGAA
This is a messenger RNA of Thamnophis elegans (Western terrestrial garter snake), 3583 nucleotides long. RefSeq names its product TANK binding kinase 1 (gene TBK1). The transcript has 21 exons. Gene Ontology annotation, molecular function: protein serine/threonine kinase activity; ATP binding. The record is from RefSeq and is a predicted model, not a curated record. Gene Ontology annotation, cellular component: cytoplasm. Bases 181 to 2355 code for a protein of 724 amino acids. NCBI's taxonomy places the organism in Eukaryota, Metazoa, Chordata, Lepidosauria, Squamata, Natricidae. Gene Ontology annotation, biological process: peptidyl-serine phosphorylation.